Messenger RNA from Sphaerulina musiva SO2202, 1482 nucleotides. RefSeq lists its product as uncharacterized. Bases 1 to 1482 code for a protein of 493 amino acids. The record is from RefSeq and is a predicted model, not a curated record. NCBI's taxonomy places the organism in Eukaryota, Fungi, Ascomycota, Dothideomycetes, Mycosphaerellales, Mycosphaerellaceae. The transcript has a single exon.
AUGUGCGUAGUGGAGAACAAAACAUAUGUCUACGCGGGCAGUCGCCGCCGCGAGAUUAUACGCAAACAAUACCGUUGCCACAACGCACCCGCUGGAAGUCUGUGCGCAUACGUUGAGGAGAGGAAUACUGAAGCGACUCGCGUGGUCGAGAGGCGUCCCAAUGCCGACCAGACUUCGUCCUCGGCCCCACGGAACAUUGUCAUGGCCAAUGGUCGGGAGUAUCGAUACUUCCCUUUGAGCCGGACAUCUAGCAAGCGUUUGUCUGGAGAACGACCAAGCAGCAACAACGGCAACCAGUCGCCCGCCGACAGCCUCGUCUCGUCUUCGCCACCACGAACACCAAUACACAGGACUGUCAGACCUGCGGCUCCAUCCCCACCACCUACACCACGUCAAUUUCGACGAGUAUCUUUCCGCGAGCCAAGGACACUGGACGCACCGACGGGCACAGCUCUCUAUCCUGAUCCUCCCUCUCUCGACAUGCCAAGGGCUCGUGUGAACGAAAGGCGCCCUGUUGGUCAUAAAUCAUCCAUCUCAUCGUUGACAAACGAGGUCGACAAUACAGCCCCGCCCAGGAGACGGUCGUCGACGAAGCAGGAUGAUCGACGCAGAGACUCGACGCUCGAAUGCGACUCAUCAGACAUCACUGCUACCUCUGAGUCAUCCCCCAGCCUCAGCGACCUACCAAGAGUUUAUCGAGAUCGACGCGAUUCCGGUAAUAAUCAGCCGCACCGAGGCGACAAGCGUCAGUCAGACGAUCCGUCACGCUACGAGGAAGAUAAAAGACAAGCUCGUCCCAUUCGAGAUACCAUAGCUGCAACGAAUGAGCGCCAGCGUGCUCCGCAAUACCGAGAUGCACAAGACUCGACGCGAACAUAUUAUGGGCACUCGUUAGACAAGCUAUUUCCGGAGCAGAAAGACAGCUUUGGUCGUGCUACUGAGCCGAAACUCCCUGUAGCUCCUACGUUCGCUAGCCGACAACAGGAACUUGAUCGCAAAUGGAACACCGAGAUGGAACUUGUAACGCACGAAAAGUAUGCAGCAGAACAGCGUAGGCAACAUGAUCCAUUGCGAAUCACGACCUUUGCUCAUGCGUAUACACAACGAACUUCCUCAUCUUCCAGCCAUCAACCAUUAACCCCUGCUGGCUCUUCGCGCCUCUCCGCGCGAACCAUGACUAAUUUGUCAUCGCCGACAUCAUUAGCAAGGACGCCACGCUACGGUCCUGCUAUCGUAUCACAGCCUAAUCCGCCCCGAAACUCUUUCGCCAAGGAAGGCGAGCGAGUUACCAACCGAACGCAGGUCCGUGGCAAUGGUGCAUCAGAUAGCCUGACUGGUAUGAUGAAGAGAACUCAGCUGGCUGACUACGACUCUGAUGAUGACGACGUGCCGAGUGUGGCAGAUCUCAGCGUGCAGCGAGCAUCACCAAGGCGUCACAAGCACGAAGAGAGAAGAAGGACACAUGGCUAUGAUGAGCGAUGA